UUCCAAGCCGGCGCGCCCCCCUAUGCUGCCGGCCCUGCGCCUGCCCAGCCUCGGGUGAGCGGGCGAGCCUCGCUCGAACCGCCCUCCCUCUGUGUGUGUCUCUCUCUCUGUCGGCGUGCUUCUGGCUCCCAGGACGCGCGCGGGACGCAGCGGGCCAGCCCCGGGGCGCAGCGCCGGAUCGGGAGGGAAAGGCAUGGAGCGCUGCCCCAGUCUGGGGGUCACCCUCUACGCCCUGGUGGUGGUCCUGGGACUGCGGGCGGCCCCGACGGGCGGCCAGCACUAUCUGCACAUCCGUCCGGCCCCCAGCGACAACCUGCCCCUGGUGGACCUCAUCGAGCACCCGGACCCUAUCUUUGACCCCAAGGAGAAGGAUCUGAACGAGACGCUGCUGCGCUCGCUGCUCGGGGGUCACUACGACCCGGGCUUCAUGGCCACCUCGCCCCCCGAGGAUCGGCCCGGCGGGGGCGCGGCCCUCGGAGGGGCGACCGGGGGCGCCGCCGAGGACCUGGCCGAGUUGGACCAGCUGCUGCGGCAGCGGCCGUCGGGGGCCAUGCCGAGCGAGAUCAAAGGGCUGGAGUUCUCCGAGGGCUUGGCCCCCGGCAAGAAGCAGCGGCUGAGCAAGAAGCUGCGGAGGAAGCUGCAGAUGUGGCUGUGGUCGCAGACCUUCUGCCCCGUGCUGUACGCCUGGAACGACCUGGGCAGCCGCUUCUGGCCGCGCUACGUGAAAGUGGGCAGCUGCUUCAGCAAGCGCUCCUGCUCCGUGCCCGAGGGCAUGGUGUGCAAGCCGUCCAAGUCGGUGCAUCUCACCGUGUUGCGGUGGCGCUGUCAGCGACGCGGGGGCCAGCGCUGCGGCUGGAUUCCCAUCCAGUACCCCAUCAUUUCCGAGUGCAAGUGCUCGUGCUAGGACUCGGGGUUGUGGGGUGGGGGACCCCCGCCCCCCCACUCUGCCCGUGCCCGGACACCAGGUGGUCGACCCGCACCCACGCCCCCCCACCUCUCCUUCCAGGCUCGGUUUCCCCAACCAGCUCUCACCACCCUCUCUCUGCAGGAGGGGAUUCAUUCAAUGAACUUUUAGUAUUUUAUUUUAUUUUAUUUUAUUUUUUUCCGGCUACAGAGACUUUAGCUUUCUGGUUCAUGUAAUGAAUGCACUGUUUAACUGUGUAGGAAUGUAUAUGUGUGUGUAUAUACGGUCCCAGUUUUAAUUUACUUAUUAAAAGGUCAGUAUUAUACGUUCAAAAAGUUACCGGCUUCUACUGUAUUUUUAAAAAAAAAUUUUUUUAAGCAAAAGGAUAAAAAAAUACAAAAGAACAGAGAAAAGAGAGACUUAUUCUGGUUGUUGCUAAUAAUGUUAACCUGCUAUUUAUAUUCCAGAGCCCUUCGCAUGGCGAGGCAAGGGGGGGGGGGGAAAGUUAUUUUUCUUAAACUACAAAGAGAGGGGAGAACUUUUGUAGAAGGACUUUAAAAAAAGAGAGAGAGAGAAGCUAUUUUCCAUUCUUCGGAAAGUGUUUUUUGGUUUUCCUUGGACCUCGAAGAAGCUAUAGAGUUCAAUGUUAUUUUACAGUUAUUGUAAAUAUAGAGAACAAAUGGAAUGACUAAUCAUUGUAAAUUAAGAGUAUCUGCUAUUUAUUCUUUAUAAUAUCCCGUGUAGUAAAUGAGAAAAGUUCAGAGCAGGAUUAAAGAAAACCACUAAAAUCGA
Messenger RNA from Suncus etruscus (white-toothed pygmy shrew), 1696 nucleotides. RefSeq names its product noggin (gene NOG). The record is from RefSeq and is a predicted model, not a curated record. Gene Ontology annotation, biological process: negative regulation of cell differentiation; negative regulation of BMP signaling pathway; osteoblast differentiation. Bases 194 to 904 code for a protein of 236 amino acids. The transcript has a single exon. NCBI's taxonomy places the organism in Eukaryota, Metazoa, Chordata, Mammalia, Eulipotyphla, Soricidae.